Molecule: messenger RNA, 6182 nt
Organism: Falco peregrinus (peregrine falcon)
Lineage: Eukaryota; Metazoa; Chordata; Aves; Falconiformes; Falconidae
Gene: SLC41A1
Product: solute carrier family 41 member 1
Exons: 10
Coding region: 1563-2654 (363 amino acids)
Biological process (GO): monoatomic cation transport
Cellular component (GO): plasma membrane
Molecular function (GO): monoatomic cation transmembrane transporter activity
Source: RefSeq, a predicted model, not a curated record
GUUAGCUGGGUGUGGGGUGGUUGGAGCAGGGACUGCAGGAGGUUUCCUUAGGUGCUGCCCAUCACCACGGCCGGGAGAGGACUGUUGAUUGCAUGCAGAAAAUCUGGAGACUGGGUACCCUCGAGAGCCUUGUCCUCAAGUAGAGAGAGGGUUGUUGCUGUGCCUGAAAUAGCUGAGCAGCUUUCAUCCGUGCACCUGGGAGCUGGAGAACACGGUUAGCUUGUCUUACCAAGCUGUCAGAAAGAUUAAGGGGAUUUUUAUUAACUGGAAAACAGUUUUUUCCCUUUGAGGAAAAACGUUCUCAGUUCAUCUGUCUAAGCACUUACCUGCCUCCUGUGAUCACAGCUUUCUCUCAAAUGCUUUUUCAAGUGAGUGCAGCUUGAAUGCGGUAUUGCAAAGGACCUAGCAGGAAACUUGGAAUUUGUUGUCUCAGUGGUGAAGGCAAGCAGCACAAAGAUGGAAAAAUAAACAAAAAUAACUGAAGUCCUUCCCCACAGGAAGGUAUUAGUCAUGCAGGUAGAGUAACUUGUAUUUGCUCUAAGAUGCUGGCCGAUAGAGUUCCUUGUCCUAGAAAGAAAUACAUGUCCUGUUGGCUGUGUCACACCACCAGGCUAACUAGCGAAGGAGAGCACUCGGAGAGAGGGAGCCCUUUGCAGGUAACGUUUGCAAAAAGAGAGCUGUGAGAGCCGUGACUGUUAACAUGUUCAGGGCAGCAGCCAGCUGUUGAGAGCAUGAUUCCAGCUGUGCUCGUGUCCUUUAAGGAGUAUGGCAGUCGGGCAAUGUGGGAAGCGGGAGUUAUUUUGGACACAGGGCCUUCUUGCAAAAUAUUCAUGAAACUAAAGAAUCGGGCAGUGAGGUUUGUGUAGCUCGCAGGGCUUUUUUUAAAUGCGGUUGUGAGGUUUUUUGGGGGUGGUUUUGUGUUUUCAUGGAAGCCAGCUGCUCUCCUAUAAUACUGCUUACCCUGCAAUUACUCUGGUUUUUUCUAAAUAACCAUUUCUGCCUCGUGCCCCAGGGAGCUGACUUGACCGUAGAGCCGGAGUAGUUGGUAAAUACCUGAGCAAUGUAGGUGCCAGGAGGGUAUGGGCUGCUUUUUGGAGCCAGCAGGAUCAGGGGACAGCAAUGCCUUGCUCCAGAAUCUAUUUCUAAGACCUACAUGUAGGGAAUGGUUCUCAGCUGAGACGGACUGAACUUCAGUACUCGAUUCUGCCAAAAACUGCAAGUAUUGGGCAAAGUCUCUUCAUCUUUCCCUAUUUUGGCCUCUGCAUGCGUAAACAUUUUGUCAGUGGUUAAUCUUUGGGGGAUUUUUAACUGGAAGUUGCAAGCUGAGAUCCGGUUUUUAAGCUCAGCAGGAACAUCUUGUCACUACUACCUGAAGGUCAAACACAGUGAUAUCGCUGCAAAAGUCAAAGUGUGGCACUAGGAGGGGACCUGGGUUGUCAGCUCAGGGCCACACAUGGGCAGUGCCAGGUUGCAGAGGCAGAUGGCACUGGGAUGUCUUCAAAUACGUGACUGAGGUGUUUAUCUUGGUACCUGCGUUACUGGGCCUGAAGGGGAACCUAGAGAUGACUCUGGCAUCUCGCCUUUCGACAGCUGCUAAUAUUGGCCAAAUGGAUACACCCAAAGAGCUCUGGAAGAUGAUAACAGGGAACAUGGCUCUGAUACAGGUUCAGGCUACUGUGGUUGGCUUCCUGGCCUCAAUCGCAGCAGUGGUAUUUGGAUGGAUCCCAGACGGGCACUUCAGCAUUGACCAUGCUGUCCUGCUUUGUGCCAGCAGUGUGGCUACUGCUUUCAUUGCUUCCCUUGUUCUGGGCAUGAUUAUGAUUGGGGUCAUCAUCGGAUCCAGGAAAAUGGGGAUCAAUCCUGAUAACGUCGCCACGCCAAUUGCUGCCAGCCUAGGGGAUCUCAUCACCCUGGCUCUGCUUUCAGGGAUCAGCUGGGGCUUGUACAAAGAGUUGGAGAGCAAAGCCUACGUGAACCCUUUGGUAUGCGCCUUCUUCAUAGCUCUGCUGCCCAUCUGGAUCAUCAUCGCCAAGAAGAAUGCGGCAACGCGUGAGGUGUUGUACUCUGGCUGGGAGCCAGUCAUUAUCGCAAUGGCGAUUAGCAGCGUUGGGGGUUUGAUUUUGGACAGAACAGUUUCAGAUCCCAACUUUGCUGGAAUGGCUGUCUUCACACCGGUUAUUAAUGGUGUGGGUGGCAACCUGGUGGCCGUGCAGGCUAGUCGCAUCUCCACUUACCUGCACAUGAGCGGGAUGCCUGGAGAGAGCUCCGAAACAGCCCCUCGCAAGUGCCCCAGCCCUUGCAGCACUUUCUUCAGCUCAGAUGUGAAUUCUCGCUCUGCUCGUGUGCUCUUUCUUCUGGUGGUGCCCGGACACUUGGUUUUCCUUUACACCAUCAGCUCCAUGCAAGGUGGACACACUACACUCACCCUGAUUUUCAUAGUCUUCUACAUGACAGCAGCGCUUCUCCAGGUUCUCAUUCUUCUCUACAUUGCUGACUGGAUGGUGCACUGGAUGUGGGGCAGGGACCUCGAUCCGGACAACUUCUCCAUCCCAUACUUGACAGCGCUGGGGGACCUGAUCGGAACAGGUCUGCUCGCUCUCAGCUUCCAUGUCCUCUGGCUCAUCGGUGACCGGGACUCCGAUGUGGGAGACUAGCUCUCCCUGUUUUCCCCCUCCUUCUCACAGCUCUACUCCUCCUCUCAUUUUGUUGUUGUUUCUUUUCCUCCACCUUUGCUCUUCUUUGCUUCUUCCCCCCACCCUGUCUUUCUUGAGACUUCAUCUUUGAUACUGGAUUCUCAUUAUUUUCAAUGGGAAUUUUAUGUGGUUUAUAUUUCAAGCCGAGUUUGUACAGAAAAUAAAUCUAGUUUUAGGAAGGACAAAAAAAAAGUGUAACGAGACAAUCACCAAGUGCAAUUUCAUAGUAGUUAUGUCUGAACCAAGGUUACAGCGAAGAUACUAAUCAGUCCGUGCAGGGAGCCCACCCUGUCCCAGUCACUAGAGGUGAAGGGCUGCUUUUUUCGCUUCAUAAGCGUUUUAAAUACUGGAGGUAAGGUUCAGAUUUAUUUUACUGAACAGGCACCUUCUAGCAAAGUACAACCUCAUGGAGGAGGGCGUGGGGUAUCUCCCAUCUUCUCUGCCCUGUCGCCCUCCUCCCUUGUGUUCGCUCUCUGAAUCCCCUCCUGUGCCUAGCAUCCAAAGCGAGUCUCUGGUAGAGGGAUUAGCAAAGAUGGCGAGGAAGGGUCCUCGAUGCCAAAACGCCCGUUCCUGUGUGCCCACGAGGAAAGGGAGCGGUCUCGGGUUGGAGGACUGCAGAGCCCCAAAAUCUGGCUGGGAGCAGGCUGGUCUCUGCUGCCAGAUUUUGGCUCCCUUUUGCCAGCCACCAGGCAGCAUCUUGAAGCGCAGGGUCCUUGCUCUGCCUCCCAUCACGAACCGAGUUCAGCUACUGCUGCGCACAGAGGGAUACGCGCUGCGCUGUGAAGAGGCUGUGGGUUCUCCCGAUCCAUCCUUCUCCCUCUCCGCCCGCCGGCGCUCUGCGGGAGGAUCUCCUGGAGCUGGCAGGGAUGCUGUGUGCAAGCCUCUCCCUCAUGCUGGUAUGGGCACAGCACUUUUUUCACAGCAGCCUGCUCAGUUCUCUUGACUUUCCUGGAGGGGUAGAUGGAAAAAUAGAUCCUAUUUUGUGCAUUAAGUUUUUCUUGCACUUGUUAAGUGCUGCUGACGGGCCCACUGCAGCUGGGAAGAAGCCACCCGAUAGCUCUUCCACUUGAGCCCCGAGGCAUUUCAGACUUGGGAGCAUUAAGGCUCUUGGUGUCUGGUAGAAAAGGACAUCCAUGUUCAGCCGCUGGAUUUCUCUGUCUGUGUAGCUGCCAGCGGGAAAACAGGUCAGCGGGCGCCGUCAGAUGUCCGAAGCCCUGGUUCUCAGCGCAGCGCUCUGUGCGGGGCUGUAGCAAAGGAACGCGCUUGCCUUUGAGCAGGCACAGAAAAUCUGGCAUCAGGGUUACAGCCGAGCGCCGUGAGCGCAGGGUUCCCUGCUCUGCUUCUUUCCCUUCUGCUUUUUGUGCUGUUCGGCUCGGUGAUGGCUGAGGCGCCUUCUCUUCUGCUGCUCGUGCAUGUUGGACGGACUCGCGCAGUUUGCAGUGGCAUGAGAGAAAACCUGUUCUGGCUGCGUGACUGAGGCGCUUGUAAACGAUCUUCCUGAGCGCUGUCGGCACUUGACGCUUUUUAGUUUUCCCACUUGGAUAUAAAUCACUUCAGUAAACUGAGUGCAGUUUCAUGUAAGCAGGUCUUAUCGACUGGAAACUUCACCAAGUUUAAAUGAUGUGCUGAAGCAGACGGCAUUAUCAAGCAGGCUGUAAUGCAUGAAUAUAAAUUGAAUGUGUAAGUGUGCAUGGGGGGAAGCUCUUAACAUCUGUCAAGGGGGGAGGAAAAUACAGUAUAUCCCAUGGAGCCUAACUUCAGUGCUGCACUGUCCAAAGCCUGGGGAGCUGCCAGUAUCUUGCCAAGCACUGGGGGAAUGCCCUCGGUGUUCAGCAGAGUAGCACCUUGCAUCCUGAUCCUGGAAUGCCAGCAAAGCUCUCAUUUUACUUAGCUGGGCAGGCCCUGGGUGCUGGUUCCACUCCUGGUCUGGGCGCUGCCUGUCCUGCUUAUUUGCAGCCCCAGAACAUAACCUGAAAGCUGCUGGAUCUGUGGUUGUCUGCUUUUCUUCUUGCUUUAAGUGUGUUCCUCAUAAAACGUGACCAUCCUUCAUCGGCCCAGUUUCCUCCUUUAGGGUAAUUUCUGUGUUUCUUAUGCCAGCCAGUGGUGGUCUUCUCCUUUCAGCUUUCUGUCCCAGCAGCGCUGGGCACCUCUGCUCAGCUGGAAGAUGGUGUGCUGUGGUGCUGGGAAUGCUGGCCUUCCUGGGAGUGAGGCCGGGCUGCGAGGUCCGUUUGUUACUCUGGUCAAUACCAGAACUAAGUGAGCUCCACAAAGCCCUGCCCUGAGUGCAGACGGUUUUGCUUCCUAGGUAAGGAGUGAUUUGUUAGGAACAGCUCCUGCCUCCCUGCAGAACAUGGAGCUAAUGCGCCACUUACGGUCCAAGCCAAGACCAAAGUAAGUCUGGGAUCAGGAACGGUCCCAGCCCAGCCGUCUGGUGCAGAGCUGGUCCUUAGUCUAGAGAUGAGCAUGCUGGAAAGGAAGGUCAGGAUUGGCGAGUGGGAAACCAGUUCUGGAAGGCCACGGGAGCAGAUGUAUCCAAACCAAAUGGCAGUCAGGCUCUAGCCUGCUCCAGGACCUCUCUGAAGUUGCAGAAGAAUCUUCUCCUGCUUCAGUGGGUGUGCGCCGAGUUCUCCUCCUCCCACCCAAGCUGUUCAUGGUGCUCCGGAGGCAGAGAGGGGAUCCCUGCCCUGUCAGGCUGCUCGCUCUCAGACCCUCAGGAGAGCAGGUGAUCCAUUUCAGAGAUGGUUUUCCCCUUUCCGCCUUGCUAACGUAACGUCAGCCUUGCUGUCCCCUUCCCUUUGCAACGUGUCCUUCGUGGCAGUAGCUCUGAACCUCACGCGCUCCACCCCUGUGACGUGACUUCUCACAGAUCGUGUUUGGCCAAAGCUCUGUUCCAAAAAAAAUAAACAACAAACCCCAAAUUUCUCACCCUGCUGUACCCAAGCCCCAGGGGCUUCUGGAGCAUUCUGCGCCGCUCACCUCAUUUUUCUGCCUAAUGUUGAGGAAUAGAUAUGAGACUUCCUUCCAUUAACACUUCAGCUUUUAUGUGUAUAUAUGAGAAACUCGCCUGGUCUUUUAGGCGUCACAUCACUGUUUAGUUCCCCAAGAAAAGAUUCCCCAGAGGAAGAACCUACCGCUCAUGGUCUCCUGUAAAAUGAAGAGAGACCCAGAGGUGACUGAGACCUGUCACGGGGCUGGGCUGGUGGCGUCCGUACAUUUCUAUACGGUCUGAGGUGGGGGAGGGGGGAAUGGGUCAGGGAAGAAUCUAAUUUAAAUUGAAGAAUAAUGAUGGUCAACAACUUUUCCCACCAGUUGCACUCAAAUGCAUGCCUACUAUACAGCUGACUGCAAAUGAAAAAUACUGGUUUACUCUUUUUAUUAAAGGAAAAAGACUGUCUUAAUUAUUUAUAGUUCCUAUAACUGAAUUGACAGAUGUCAACUUAACUGAUAAAUUAUAUUUGGUUAAAUAAAGAUGACAUUUAUUUAUGUGGA